AUUAAAAAAAACUGUAUUGUAUUCCAGGGACUUAGAUUAUAAUAAAAUCAGGGAUAUCGAACCGAAAUUAUUUACCCAUCUUACAGAGUUAAAAACCUUAACGUUGGACUACAAUGAAAUAAAUAAUUUGAAAAAUGGUGUAUUUGCAAACCUUUCGAAGCUUCGGAUAUUAACAUUGAUUAAAAAUAAAAUUGAAAACAUCGAAACUGGGGUUUUUAAUAACUUAACGAGUUUGGAGUACUUAUCCUUGGAACAGAACCAAAUCCAUAAGCUCGAUUUGGAAAUGUUUAAGGGACUUAUAAAACUGGAUAUACUGGAUUUACGUCUCAAUAAGAUAAGAAACAUUCCACCUGGGAUAUUCGAUUCAUUAACGUCCUUGAGUCUUUUAAAGCUUGACCAUAACCCGCUGACGUGUGAUUGCAAUAUUCUGUUGUUUGUAAACGCGCUGAAGAAAAAUUACCUCAAGCUACAUGUAUUCGGGGAUUACGACCCAUUGUGCCUUUUUCCAGUAGAAAUGAGCGAAAAAUCGUUGAAAGAAUUAACCGAAAACGAUUUUCAAUGCACGCCUCCGGAUGUAAUUGUGGUACCGGAGAACAAGACGGUGUUGGUCGGUGAAGAGUUACAACUCUCGUGCAAAGCUGUAGGAGACCCGGAACCUUUGAUAACGUGGGCCAAAGACGACAUUUAUCUGGAGUCUUGGCCAAAGAGUUCAGGUAAGAUUGUUUUAAGGUAUACGGUAAUUGAUCUUUCGCAAACCCAGUGAAAAAUCAGGUUAUAUAUAAUCGUGCACUGUUGUUAAAAAAUGUUCUAUUAAUUAUUUACUUUAUAUUGAUUGCAUUAAAUCAAACGUUUUAGGAAUAAUUUUCCCAAUAACAUUGCAUCACUAAAUAUUAUCUAAACACCUGCUCCUAAACCCAUAAAAAAUCUAGGACAAAACCCACCACCAAAAUCUUACUCGAACGGUUUAAGUUUACAAAA
Messenger RNA from Acyrthosiphon pisum (pea aphid), 978 nucleotides. RefSeq names its product leucine-rich repeat-containing protein 24-like. The transcript has 6 exons. Bases 284 to 763 code for a protein of 159 amino acids. NCBI's taxonomy places the organism in Eukaryota, Metazoa, Arthropoda, Insecta, Hemiptera, Aphididae. The record is from RefSeq and is a predicted model, not a curated record. Gene Ontology annotation, cellular component: plasma membrane. Gene Ontology annotation, biological process: cell surface receptor signaling pathway. Gene Ontology annotation, molecular function: protein binding.